AUGUCGAAGCAGGGACCGGAUGGUGGCGGCGGGGACGGGGGGGAGCGGGAGCUGCUGAGCGGCAGCAGCGAGCAGCGGUGCCGGGCCCGGUUGGCGGCGGGAGCCCGGCGGGGCGGGGGCGGCCCGGUGGUGGCGGCGGCGGCGGCGGUGCUGGUGCCGCUGUGCUCGGUGCGGGGCCGCCCUGCCUUGCUCUACACAUUACGGUCCCGCCGCCUGGGCGGGCCCCACAGCGGUGACGUCAGCUUCCCCGGGGGCCGGCGGGACCCGGCGGACGGUGACGAGGUGGCCACGGCGCUGCGGGAGACGCGGGAGGAGCUGGGGCUGGAGUUAGGGACAAGGAGCGUCUGGGGACAGCUGCGGACACUGCCAGACCGGCAUGGCCUGACCGUGGCUCCUGUGGUGGCCAACUUGGGGCCACUGGAGGACUUGACGCUGACCCCUAACCCAGCUGAGGUGGAGGAGGUCUUCACCCUACCCUUGGCCCACCUGCUGCGUGAGGAGAACCAGGGCUACACUCACUUCCGUGGCUCCAGCGGCCGCUACGGCUACACCCUGCCCGUCUUCCUCAACGGCCCCCACAAGGUGUGGGGGCUGACAGCCAUCAUCACCGAGCUCACCCUGGACCUGCUGGCCCCUGGCCGCUACCGCAAGAAGACCUGCGUGCCGGCGGCCAGCCCCGCGCCGCGGCCACGGGAGGGCGCCACCGCCUGA
This is a messenger RNA of Indicator indicator, 711 nucleotides long. RefSeq names its product nudix hydrolase 8 (gene NUDT8). The record is from RefSeq and is a predicted model, not a curated record. Lineage: Eukaryota; Metazoa; Chordata; Aves; Piciformes; Indicatoridae. Bases 1 to 711 code for a protein of 236 amino acids. Gene Ontology annotation, molecular function: coenzyme A diphosphatase activity. The transcript has 4 exons.